UGUGUAAUCCUCACUCCUUUCAUACACCAGAGCGGCCACUUCAGAACUGUGAUAAGAUGAUCAUUAAGGAGGGAAACUCUGCUGUUGUUUUUACAUCCUGCUGAUGUCAGAGGGUUGCUCCUCACUGGGUGUAGGUGUGUCUUGCUUCCAUUGAGCUGCCUUCCAGUUCUGGGUACAGCAAGAAACAACACAGAAAUCAGUUUACAGACUGACCUGUCAUCUGUUUGCCUUUUUAAAAUAUAUACUGUAUUUCCACCACUUUGAUAUUUGGUGACGGGAGUUCCUUCACAGUCAAGGGCCGAUUUUUCAGGGUUCAAGACUGAGUGCAGAGUUUGAUUGCAUCAUCCAAGCUGACACUCUAUUUGGAGGGAGAGCUGAACCCUUUGAGGUGUCACCUUCAGGUGUUCCCUGCUGGAGCCAGCCCCCCGAGGAAGCGCCGAUGGACGGGAAAGCGUGGACCACCCUGAGUCCCGAUGAGUUCGCUCAGCUUCACCAGUACAUUGAGUAUUCCACAAAGAAAGUGAAGGAUGUCCUGGGCGAGUUUGAUGGGAAUGGCCGACUGUCGAAGUACAGCACGGAGCAGAACAUAGACUUCGAAGGCUUUCGAACGCUCAUGAAGAUCUACCUGGAUGUGGAAGACAUUCCCAGUCAGUUUUGUCAGCACCUCUUCUGGUCCUUUCAGACGAGGCCAAGUGAGAAAGACAGUCACAGCUCCAAACCAGAUGAUGCAGCAGGGCAAGAGGUGGUCUGUGUAAAGGACGUUGUCUGUUAUUUAUCCUUUCUGGAGGGGGGACAGCCCGAAGACAAACUCAAAUUCACAUUUAAGUUGUAUGACACUGAUGCCAAUGGACUUCUGGACAGCUCUGAGGUCGAUCGUAUCAUUGCCCAGAUGAUGCAUGUGGCUAAGUACUUGGAUUGGGACGUGACAGAACUUAAGCCUAUUUUAAAGGAUAUGAUGAACGAGAUUGAUUAUGACAAAAAUGGUACAGUUUCAUUGGACGAGUGGAUCAGAGGAGGGAUGACAACAGCUCCGUUAUUGGUUCUUCUCGGGCUGGAAGCUAGUUUGAAGGAUGACGGGCAACAUAUUUGGCGACUAAAACAUUUUAGCCGACCAGUGUUCUGUAACAUGUGCCAAAACUUACUCCUGGGAAUCAGAAAACAGGGCUUGUGUUGCACGUUUUGUAAGUACACCGUGCAUGAGAGAUGUGCCUCGAAAGCUCCUUCAUCUUGCAUCCGCACCUAUGCAAAAUCCAUCAAGGACACAAAUGUCAUGAAGCAUAUGUGGGUUGAAGGGAACUGCAACAUUACAUGCGGAAGCUGCCAAAAAACCAUAAAGAGUUUUCAACGCCUUACGGGUGUCCACUGUGUCUGGUGCCACAACACUCUCCACAAUGAAUGUGUGCCUCAGGAGAAGGAGGAAUGUGACUGCGGGCCACUUAAGGAUCACGUGCUUCCGCCCUCGGCCAUAUAUCCUGUGGUUCUGGACAGGCAGAACAGCCUGAAGAAAAAAGAAGAGGACAGCUCAUCGAUUGAUGGAGAGCAUCCCAUCACUACAGUGGACGGAAAAGUUCUCCAGAUUAUUCCUGUGCCAAAUACUCAUCCUUUGCUGGUGUUCGUCAACCCAAAAAGCGGAGGGAAACAAGGUGAAAGGGUCUUAAGGAAGUUCCAGUACCUUUUAAACCCAAGACAAGUCUUCAAUUUAGCCAAGGAUGGACCAAAACCAGGGCUGAAAUUCUUUCAUGACGUUCCGAAUAUCCGUGUCUUGGUGUGCGGAGGCGAUGGCACUGUGGGAUGGAUUCUAGACUCCAUUGACAAAAUGCACUUUACGGUGAAGCCUCCUGUCGCCAUUCUCCCACUUGGCACAGGGAAUGACUUGGCACGCUGCCUACGAUGGGGAGGAGGAUACGAGGGCGAGAAGUUAACAAAGGUGCUGAAAGACAUUGAGGUGGGUACUUCAACAUUGCUGGAUCGAUGGAGUUUUGAGGUGACAGAAUCUGGUCUGGAGAAAGGAGAUCCUGUCCCUUACAACAUCAUUAACAACUACUUCUCCAUUGGGGUGGAUGCUUCGAUUGCCCAUCGGUUCCACAUAAUGAGAGAGAAAUAUCCAGAAAAAUUCAAUAGCAGGAUGAAGAAUAAGCUAUGGUAUUUUGAGUUUGCAACCUCAGAAACAGUCUCGGCCACAUGCAAGAACCUGCAGGAGGUUCUGGAGAUAGAUUGCUGUGGGACCCUUUUAGACCUGAGCAACCUUUCGUUGGAGGGGAUCGCCAUCCUCAACAUUCCCAGCAUGCACGGGGGCUCAAACCUGUGGGGCGAGAACAAGAAAGGAGAGAGCAAGCCCCUGCCAAACAAAACCUAUGCAGCCAUAACGGACUCUGAGGCUCUGAAGUCAUGUGUGCAAGAGCUGAGCGACCAGCUGCUGGAAGUGGUAGGACUGGAAGGGGUGAUUGAAAUGGGGCAGAUCUACGCAGGCCUGAAGAGUGCCGGCACGCGACUGGCUCAGUGCACCGAGGUCACCAUCAGGACCAAGCGACUACUGCCAAUGCAGAUUGACGGAGAGCCCUGGGUCCAGCCUCCAUGCACCAUUAAGAUAACUCAUAAAAACCAGUCGCCAAUGUUGAUGGGCCCCUCCACAAAGUCAUCUGGAUCGAAGAAGUGAGCCAGCCAAGGCAGACAUUCCCAUCAAACUCUUUGGCUCAUUGGAACCUUAACCCUUUGGGCUCCAUGUUACUCGAUUCCAAAUAUUAUUAGACCCUUUGCUUUGUCAGAGCCCCUAGUUUAACUAGUUUAGCACACACCCUUGUAUUCUUUCACAGCCUCUCCCAGCCACACAAUGUGUCCUUUAAGAUGUGUGUGUAGUGCCUUUGAUCUGUCACACACAUUGAUUCUGCUGAGAUAUUAUGGCACAGAUUUUUUUUGCUCUGACACUACCCUGUGAUACUUUGACUGACAUUGACAAAUAUCUGGAGUAUAUUCUAGGAAUGAGCAGUAUCUUGCAUGCAAUUUACAGGUGCUAAUUGUACAGUUGUUGAAAGUUUCUAUUUAACUGGGAGGCAGUGAUACUUUACAAGUACUGCAUGUCAUCCUAGGAGAUCUUACUUUAGCCUUUCCACAACAGGAGAUAAACACUGGCCAGACUGCUGAAUGCAAAGCCAUUAAAUCACAACUGGUGACAAGUCUAUCGGGAGUGCACAUGUAACUUCAUCGAGAAUUCCAAUGGCUGUAUUAGAAUUUCUUGACACUGUUUAUUGCAGACACCUCACCUGUAAUGUUUAUAUCACACCACACUUCAGCUUCUGCACCCAGGUCUAAAUUAAAGCCUUUACUAUUUGACAAUGUGAUGUAUUAAUGUGAUCAUAUAUAUCUAUUGGAGAGCUUGCCUGAAGUAUGCUGGACAAAUGGUAUCAAAUGCAGGCAGUGAAAUCUCAAGUAAUUGGCCACAUUUAAUGCUUUAGAUUAAAUUCUGUAUUCACAGCAUGCAAACUAUGUGAAUUACUCCGUGUGACAAGCAAACACAAUGCAAUUUGCUCAAAUGAAUAUUUCAUAGUGGGAGUGAAGGAGAUUUGCCUUGUCAGUGUGAUCAUUGAGAAAUGUUGUGGAUCCACGAGAGAGUAGCUGUAAUUUAGUGCAUUGGACUGCACAGGACUGAACAGAGGUGUUUGGUUCACUGGUAUCCUAUCUGCUGGGAAUAUAAUGGAACCAUUUUGAGUCUCUGCUUGGUUACAUCUUUGGUUGGUAAUAGAGUCAAUGAAAUUAAACCAAACCUAAUUCAUUGAAGGGAUCCAACCUCCCCUCACCUGAAUCAUUUUGGGCCCUUAAACCAUUCAGGAGCCCAAGAAUAAAAAUUAAGGUCUUAUAAUUUACAAUAAGGGUCUGAAUUUCUUAACAUUCCUUUCUGCCUGGUUUUCUUUGUUAGUUGUGGCAUAUAUUGGACAGGUUUUAAAUCUUAGAUACAAGAAGAAAGGGAAAGUGAAGACACAAGGAGAAGGCAGGAGGGACGGCAGAAUAUUGCUGUAGAAAUGCAGAUGCCAAAAAUCUGAAAUAAAAACAGACAACGCUGGGAAAUCUCUGCAGGUCAGGCAGCCUCUGUGGAGAAAGGAACAGAGUUAACGUUUCAGGCCGAGGACCGUUCCACUUGAAACGUUAACUGGAUUCCUCCAGAUAAUUUGGUCCAAUGACAGCACCUGGCACCUCGUGAACAACUCUUAGCAUAAAUCUGAUUUAUUUUCCCCCACCCCCCACCCCCACAAUGGCUAGCUCACUUGCAGGUAAAUGGUAGAGGUACAGGUAAGAAGCUUAAUGUAUUUUUGUAUCUGUAUAUUGAGGUAUGUGGAUGAUGGAGUUGUAUAGACGUGCACACCUUUAAAUAUUUUGUAAAUAUAACAAAUAAAAGCUUCAGG
Molecule: messenger RNA, 4397 nt
Organism: Mobula hypostoma (lesser devil ray)
Lineage: Eukaryota; Metazoa; Chordata; Chondrichthyes; Myliobatiformes; Myliobatidae
Product: diacylglycerol kinase beta-like
Exons: 25
Coding region: 440-2656 (738 amino acids)
Biological process (GO): diacylglycerol metabolic process; lipid phosphorylation; intracellular signal transduction
Cellular component (GO): plasma membrane
Molecular function (GO): ATP-dependent diacylglycerol kinase activity; calcium ion binding
Source: RefSeq, a predicted model, not a curated record